UCCUCGCCAGCGCCGCUUUGGCAACGAAGAGUCAAUCAGAAACGUCGGCCGAGGUUAGGAAGUGUCUGCCGACCAGCCAGCUCAGCGGUCGGAGACCGUCGACGCUUCGCGACGGACGCCCCAGAAGCCUUCGAGUAAGCCCCGCGCGAAGACGACCUUACGCGAGGACCGCAUCCCAUUCGCUGAACUCUCGUCAUCGGAAGAUUUCACUCCGGAUGCUGCGAUCCUGAGACAACGACGACGUUUCAGCGCGAGUGUGUGGAACUCAACGCUCCGCCACAAGGCCGCAGAAGGAUCGACUCCCCGAUACUGAACGCACGUUUCGCGCUGUGUUUGGUCGUACGCGCGUACGAGGGUCGUCGGCUGGCUUGAUGUGCUACGGGAGUCGCUCUCCGCGCAGGCGCUGAAGAAACGCGGUCACCACCGCGGCGAAUGACAAAAGUUGUACUUGGGAAGCGCGCGAUUCGCGGUGUUGCGUUGCAUCUCUUACGAACGUGCGGAGUCACACGCGCGUAGGGAUUUCGAAAAAAAAAUAAUAAAACGGCCUCUCACCCGGUUGCCUAGCAGUGCCGACGGUGUAGCGAAGAUAGUGCCGCCGCAUACAUCUGUGCCAAGGUUUUGCCGGAGAGGAAGAGGAGAAGAAAGAAACGAAAAAAGUUCCCGCCGGAAUUGUAGGAGAAAAACUCAACUCGUCUCGCAUCGGCGUUCGGAACUUCAGCUACAGGGCACCACGUGGCGACAACUUACAUAAGCUGCAGCCAAGCCGACACCCCCCCUACGUCGUGAUGCGCUCGCAGUCCGGCGGUGCCAGCACAAUGGCCCUAAGCCAGAGAAGCAGCUGUGUGUGCCCAGCGUGCAAGCGAAGUGACGGACCGAGCGCUACCACGCACGCAUAGUGCGCCUCGCUUCCGCCUCCCUUGGCUCUAAUCGCCAGUGGCCAACUCUGUGCUGUGUUUGCCCGCACCGUGCACGGUUUACCGGCUCUUCCCGACGGCUCGGAGAUUCGCUGCUACAUCGCAGGCAGCUAGAAACCAGCGGGAAGGACCUCUCAAGCGACAAGAUGAACCAUAAUGGCACUCAGAAGCAGCCAUGGACCAUCGACCGGGCGACGUCAGAAUUGCCCCGGUCCGACGCGAAGACGAACGGCAAUGCCGCUCCGGCCGCUGGCCGCGUCCCUGGUGGCGGCGGUGCCGAUGGCGAGCUCCAAGAGGAGCGUGACUACAUGUGCGGCAUCGGCAGCUGCUACCCGCGGAUCCUGCAGCGACUCGCCACCCCUAGAAUGUUCUUCAUCGUCUACAGCAUCAUGGGCAUCUUGCAGGGUGCGUACAAGACGUACUUCGUGGGCACGCUGUCGACCAUCGAGAGGCGCUUCGCGAUGUCCAGCCAGACGACGGGCAUCAUCCUGAUCGCGGACAACCUGAGUCCCAUCAUCAUCAACCUGCUGGCCGGCUACUACGCGAACCGCAUCAGCCGGCCCAAGAUCAUGGGCAUGGGCGCACUCAUCGUGGUGCUCAGCUGCUUCAUCAGCAUCGUGCCCUACAUGAUCUACGGACCGGGACUGCACAUCCUCUCAAACACCGCGCACGCACUGGGAGCCAGAAAACGCAGUCCCGACAGCCUGCUGUGCAACUCGGCGAUGACUGGACACCGCGAAUGCUCGGGCCCCUCAAUGGCGGACAGCUACACGCCCUUCGCACUCUUCUUCGUCGCAAACUUUCUGAAUGGGUUCGGCGCAUCCACCUUCUUCAUCGCAGGCAGCAGCUACAUGGACGACAAUAUACGCAAGAAGAACUCGCCCUUGUACUUCGGCAUGGGACUCGCCUUCAGACUGCUCGGUCCCGUUGUCGGAUUUCUGACAGCCGGGAUAUGCCUCCGCUUUUACGAAGACCCUUUCCACAAUCCAGGCAUCUCGCCGAAAGACCCCCGUUGGGUGGGCGCCUGGUGGAUGGGCUACAUACUGUUCGCCGUUGGCCUCACCGUAGUUUCACUGCCCAUGAUGAUGUUCCCGCGCAUCCUGCCGGCAGGCAAGAACUACAAAGUGAACCGCAUGCAGAGGCUUUCUGUGGUGAAGGCGAACAAGACAGCCAAGGGCGCUGAAGGAACGGGCCAGCAUGGCUUCAGCAUCGCCAUGAUGAAAGACAUCAUAGUGAUCGUGAAGCGGUUGGUCCGUAACCCCAUCUUCAUGUUCCACACAAUCGGCCUGGUGUUCGUCUUUCUCGCAACAGCCGGCUUUGGCACCUCGUUCAGCAAGUACGUCGAAUUCCAGUUCAGGCAAUCGGCUUCCAAGGCCAACUACUACACAGGGGCGGCCAAGGUGGUGACGAAUAUCGUAGGAAUCUUAGUCGGUGGCGUCGUCAUACACCGGUUCCGGCCAGGCCCACGUGUUGUGGCCGGCUACUCGGCAUUCGUCGAGGUGGUCAUGAUGGCAGGCUUCGUCGCCAUGAUGUUCAUUGGCUGCGAGAGCCCCACCAUAGCUGGCGUCACUCCUGGCAGUAACCUCAGCGCGACUUCUUUGCUGGAGAAGUGCAAUGUGGAUUGCAAUUGCAACACACAGAUAUACGAGCCCGUGUGCUCGAGCAACAAAAUGAUGAGCUACUUCUCACCCUGCCAUGCCGGCUGUAGGACUACGGGUACAUCUCCAAUGAACGGCACUACAAGGAGUGGAUGUACAGAUGACAUCAGUUGUCCGGCUGAAAGGACAAACAUAUGGGGUUGGUACCAGGGAGUGGACGACUCCUAUGUGACGUCGGGGCUUUGCGGCGACACAUGUCAGAAGUUGGGCCUUUUCUUGGGCAUAGUGAUCGCCGGCCAGUUUCUUGGCUCCACGGGUCGCGUAGGAGGCCUGCUGAUAUUCCUCAGAUGUGUCGACCCUAUCGACAAGAGCAUGGCGAUGGGGACUACUGGUUCUAUCUUGCACAUGCUUGCUUUCAUACCCUAUCCCCUAUACGGAGCCAUCCUGGACCACUCGUGCAUGAUCUGGGAAGAGAAAUGUGGCCGACGUGGAAACUGCUGGGUGUACGAUCCAGACAAGCUACGAUACACCCUGCAUCUUGUAACUAUCGUCUUUCUGGCCAUCGCCGGAGUCUGCUACAUUCAGUUCCUGCUAAGCGGACGCAUCAAACGCUUCUACGAGGAUGACCUCGCCGAUGACAGCAGCAGCAGUGACGGUCAAGACCAGUAUGAGAGCAAAGCCGCGAUCAACGAGGCAUUCUCAGUUGAGAGCAUACACAAGUCUGAUGAGAAGCCAGAGGCCACCAGAUUUUGAUCUUGAGAGACAGUGAAGGAAUAAUGCUCAAGAUGAAUACCUUGUGUAAGACUGAAGCUUAACAAGAAAGUGGCGCCGAUUGAUUCUCCAAACAAGGAGACUGUGAGUGUGUCGAGUUGUCCAGGAAAAAAACCUGAACGACACAUCUUUCUGACAGGCUUUGGUCUGCACGAGACAUCAAGGAUAUCAAGUGUAAGAUGUCAGUAGACUGGCUAGGGCUCGGUAAAAGGAUCCCUGUGCUACGAAGAGACGUCAAACUUCACCAAAUUCAUGCUCCAGAACUGAGAUUUCUUCCCUGUGUAAGUAAAUAUCAAGAAGAAAAUACACAUGAAAUGAUAAAACUAAGGGGAGUAUAUUCAAACAUGUUGAUCUUGCCAUAAUGCUUGUUCGAAAGGAAGACAUCGCUAGCAAAUAAACAAGGUAUUUUAAGAAUGGAGAUGUGACACCACUCUGUACGAAAGUGGACUAUGGCAUACAAUAUGUAGGCAUUCAGUCUGUGCUAUCAGAGCAAGUGGACAAUGCCACCGGUCCAGAACAUUUUGUGAAAAGAACUGAAUUGGGCAACUGCAGCUAUGUGCCCAUACAUUUUUACCAGUCGAUGUUACCACAUUAUGGAAAGGCAAUGAUGUGAACAUGACUUUACCACAUUCUUAAUAUGGUACUGGAAUGUGCAAUGUGCGUGUAGCUAACUCAAUGCAAUGAGAAGGAAUAAAAAGCAAUAAAUUCUUACACAAGCAUGAUAUUAAAAAUCAGUUUUGGACAGGAACAUUAACUAACUGAGUCCUGCAGUGCCUACCAUUAGUCAGUUUCUGAAUUUACUAAAGAAAACAGAUGCCAAGUGCUACUUCUAGCCUGGCUUCACACGAAGUUCCUUUAAACAUGACCUUUACACUACAAUUAGAAUUCAAAUAACUUUACUCAGUAGAAACUGCAUAGAAGAGACUGUUGGCGAUGGGCCCAUAAUGUAGCCAAUAUGUAGGCCCUGUAGGUAUUUGUCCUAUUCAGUAAACAAGGUGUUACCAUAACUUUCAAGACCCAAGUGUGUGAAGACAUUACAAUGGAACAUAUAUUGCUCAUCUGCCUUUUUUUGUUAUGCAUUUUACAGAAUCAUGCUAAUAGAGUGCACUUGAACCAGUGUUGUGAAGUACAGGAUGAUUCCUCACUUCAGCGCCAAGCACCUGGACAUUCUUCAAGAAGUGAUCCUUCGAAUAACCUUCCGAGUGUGACGAUAUACACUACAGACAAUGUUUGAAGUGCAGUGCAAAGAUUGUGAUAUGUGUACACACAAUGAACCGAGUGGACCAGAUGUGCCUAGAGUUUGUUCAAUGCCCAUGAGUGACUGGCCAGAUUCGCAAAGCUAUUCACUCAAAAGGUUUCCUUGUCAAUGUGAAGUUCUCUUGCUACAAUCUGAAUGAUUAUCUUUGCUGAACCGCAUGUAUCCUUAUGUAUGAAUCUUCUGUAUGAACAGCUUUGCAAAGAUGAUUGCUGUUUCUGCGUGAUGUCCUUUGCAAUCUUUGGAGAGUGAAAACAACAGGUAAAAUUUUUAUUACAAUACUGCUCUAAAUACACUUGUUUUUGCUUCUGAAAAAUUAAGACAACCCAAGGCAAUAUUCAGGGUGCCGGCCUUCCACGGCUGGAUAUAUUUUUGCAGCAAAUAAACAAACUUUAUUACAA
Molecule: messenger RNA, 4939 nt
Organism: Rhipicephalus microplus (southern cattle tick)
Lineage: Eukaryota; Metazoa; Arthropoda; Arachnida; Ixodida; Ixodidae
Product: solute carrier organic anion transporter family member 74D-like
Biological process (GO): transmembrane transport; sodium-independent organic anion transport
Cellular component (GO): basolateral plasma membrane
Molecular function (GO): protein binding
Source: RefSeq, a predicted model, not a curated record